This is a messenger RNA of Panonychus citri (citrus red mite), 3015 nucleotides long. Its product is annotated as transcription factor RFX4-like. Gene Ontology annotation, biological process: regulation of transcription by RNA polymerase II. NCBI's taxonomy places the organism in Eukaryota, Metazoa, Arthropoda, Arachnida, Trombidiformes, Tetranychidae. Gene Ontology annotation, molecular function: RNA polymerase II cis-regulatory region sequence-specific DNA binding; DNA-binding transcription factor activity, RNA polymerase II-specific. The record is from RefSeq and is a predicted model, not a curated record. The transcript is spliced from 9 exons. The coding region runs from base 110 to 1552 and encodes 480 amino acids.
AAUUCUCAUUCUCUGUGUAGUUAAUUUACUGUUUUAAUUGUGAUCAUCAACAAUUGUUAUUUUCUUCUAUAGAAAAUUGUUCUCUCAUUUGAUUCUUUUUCAUAUUUUAAUGUCUUCAUUUUCUUCUCCAUCCUCAUCUACUUCAUCAUCUUCACUCUCCUCAUCCAAACGAAGUCAAUUCUUCCGAUGUAAAUCAACCGAAAGAACAUUAAAAUGGCUGGAAAGUAACUAUGAGCUAUGUGAUGACGUUUGUCUACCUCGGUGUUUACUUUAUAAACAUUAUCUUGACCAUUGCCGGACAAUUAACUCUGAACCGAUCAGUGCUGCUGCUUUUGGAAAGAUUAUCCGUCGUAAAUUCAGUAAAAUAGCUACCCGUCGUUUAGGAACCAGAGGACAAUCAAAGUACCAUUAUUUUGGUCUAGCAAUUAGGAAAUCGUCUCCAUACUAUGGUGAUUACUUGGAAAAUUGUCAAAGAUUAAGAACUAAAUUACGAAAGGUUGGAUCUCGUAAAAAAAGUAAUAAAGGAAACAAUUUAACUCGAAAUCAUGAUGUUACUUUAAUUGAUAAAGUUAAUCAUUUACUGUCAUUUAAUUUUCCUCGAAUUGAUGAUUUUCUUAAACCAACUAAUCCAUAUUAUUCAACAAUUGAGACAUUUCUUUGUAUAUACAAAAGUCAUUGUGAUUCCCUUGCUGAUUAUAUAAUUAACUAUCAAUUAGAUUUAAUUGAAAACCAUUUGAAACAUUUUUGGCUUCAAUUGUCAAAUCAUCUUGAUUAUAAUCCAACACUUAAUUGUGAUUUACUUAACAAAAUUAUCCAAUGUUGUGAUUACACGUUUUUCGAGGCUUUAUUACAUUCACUUUUUCCGGCUAAUUUUACCAAAAACAUUUCCAAUCAAAUGAUCAUCUAUUUAAAUGGGUUGGCUGAUAAUUUUGAAUUGUGGUUAAAAGAUGCACUGAUUGGGUUUCCUGAUUCCUUAAUUGUUAAAAAAAUUGAAGCUUUACACCAUUUUGUAAGAUCAAUUAAAAGGUACAAUUAUCUAUUUCCUUUGAUCAAGAAUAGUUCAUACACACUUAAUCAAAAGGAGUUACUUUUAUUAAUGACUGAUGAUUUACGAUCACUUGAUUUGGAUUUAAUUUGGGAUGAUUGUCUAUUUAAUUGUAACAACAGCAAUCAUUCAAGUUUAACCUUGUUGAUUGAUUUUUUUGCCAAUUUAAAACCAAAUUCUGUUGAUUUAGAUUCAUUUUUAUCAACAUUGAGACAAUUGUUUUAUGAUUUACUAGACAACUGUCAAUCAUCAUGUAUCGUUUCAAAGUCAACUCAAUUUAUCUUGAUUGUCAAUCGUCUAAUUGUUUGCCUUUGUCGCGAAUUGACAAUUAACUGUGUACCAACAUUAAAUCAUUGGAUAACUUUAUUUUCAACAAUCAGGGAAUAUUCAAUUCUAAUUGCAGAGGAAACGAUUCGUCGAGAUUAUUUCAAGAUUAAUAAAUUGUCAAUUAUUUGCUGGGACAAUUUAUGUUUUGACAGUACAGCCAUUGAUUUCUAUGAUAGUUGAUUAUAAAAAUUAAAUCCUAAUUGUAAAAACAAUUAUAUAAGUUUAAUUUAGGUAAAAAAAACUCAUCAUACAAGUUAAAUGGUAAGUCACAUUAUUUGAUUGCUAUUGUUUUUGGGUUAACCAGAAAUGUUUCAAUUAACCCUGGAGGUUUUUCAAGAAGCAAAUUAAAGUGAAUUAGACAAUUUAAAGUUAAACCUAUUCAAUUACAAUCAAUCAAAUGUCAUCGUAAGUGUUUUCCUCCUGUAGGAUUAUGGAAAUGAUGAUGAUGUUGAUUAGCAGUUACCAUUAAUUAGUUUUGAUGGAAAGAGAAACGAAAAUGCUAAUAGUUAACUAAUAAUAUUAACGAAGGUUUUUAAAUUUGUAAACAUUAAUCUAUCAUCAUCAUCGCCUUUUAAUUCAACAAUUAACUCUCAAGCCACCCUUUCUUUCAGGUCAAUUAGGUUAAUUUAGUUGUAUUAUGAUGAGAAUCGUUACUUUUAAGGGAAUUUAGAUAAUUGAUGAAGUGGUUAAUCAUGUUAAUCUAUUUGUAUGUUUAGUGUGUGGGUCGAUACACCAUGUAAAUCUUGUCUAUUUUAAGGGGUAACCCAAACAGAAAUUUUUACAAUUCAGAAAGAGCAUAAAUUAUCUUAAGAUGGAUCAUUUUGUUGGGGUGGUUCGGGUUCAUAUUCUAAUGUUACUAUUGUUGUCUUUGUUUCGGAAAAAAAAGGUUCUUUUUGGAGCUUAUAUGAGAACAAGGAAAUUAAUCAAUACAAUCGGAUUCUAAUUACAUGGAGAGAGAAGAAGAUUUUAUGAUCCAUAUUAAUAUUUACCUGAAUAGAAUGGAAACUGUACAAUUGAUAAUCUUUUCCUCUCCCGUUCAAUGUAUCUCACAUUAAAACGAGUUGAAUCGAGUGUUGAAACUUUUGGUAUCUCUGAUUUGGUUCCAUCCAUCAUGUUGAUUACAAUUGAAGUGCUUCUUUUAUGGUCACAAUUAAUCAAACGGACGAAAUGAAGAUUGGAAAACGUUAAAUUUGGGUGACUUGUGACAAGGAACCAUCACAACAAUAACAACAACUAGAGAUUAAAAAAGAAGCUUAAAUUCACUAGUGACAGAAAAUAGAAUUUGAUAUCCUCAUGGUAAAUAGUUGAAUCCAAAGAGAACAUGAAUGUGUCAGAAUGAGAGCACUAGAUAAACAAAUGACAAUUCCAAGGUGUUGAUGGAGAAUAAAAAGUUCAGUGGUUGAUGAGAGAGAAAUAAAAGAAAAGUAAGAUAUGAGAGAGAAACAAACAGAAAAAGAAACAAAGGAGAAAACAAAGGCAGUGAAUUAAAAGUAUUGUCUUUUCAAUUGUAUUACAAGAAAAGAAUCAAGAAUUUGAUAAAGAUGGAGAAGUGAAAACAUCAUCAUGUUGAUCAUGUUUUACAAGAGAAACAACAAUCAAGAGAGAGAGAGAGAGAGAGAGAGAGAGAGAGAGAAGAAGAGAAA